Molecule: messenger RNA, 1534 nt
Organism: Pocillopora meandrina
Lineage: Eukaryota; Metazoa; Cnidaria; Anthozoa; Scleractinia; Pocilloporidae
Source: the annotation of a GenBank genome assembly
AUAAUGUAAUAUUUAUGUAUGAAAAGCGACGAAAAGAAGUUGUUGAAAAAAAACCAAAAAACCAAAAAAAGUUGUUAAACCUUGUUUACUUCAUAGAAGAAAAUAAUUUUGUGCUGUAUUUGGUGCUUUCAGUUUAGCCGUAGAGCAGUGGCUUGUAAACCACGAUAAAAAGCCGAAAAACACUCCACAAUUGCACCUUGCAUUGAUAAAAACGCAAUAAUUAAGAUAGUAAUGGUGAUAAAUUGAAGAGAAACACCUCUACGUUUAAGAGAGUGGAUCGCUCUCCAUGCAGCUACAAAAAGUUGCCUGACGGUUUUGUACACUUUUCUAUCACACAAUUUCCAUCGCCUUCCUCCUGGGUCCUUUUGGGCUUGUUGACGUGAUUUACAGGUUUUUUAAGCCAAAUAAAGCAUAAGCUAGAGAAACAGUCACCAAAAAGCCAAGAAAUCUUGCAACCCGUAAAAUAUCCGCCUAGUUAAUCCGUUAUAUCAUUAAAGAUGCAUGUCGGUCUUAAUUUUUGGUUGCCAAGCUAUUGGGAGGCUAUUAUUACAUGUGCGAGAAAAAUCGUUUUAAAUUCAAAUUAAAACCCGGUUAUGUGCAUGAAUUGCUGAUUUGUAGCGGAGGUUGGAGGAAGAUUUUCUUAUUUAUGAAAAGACCGGCUGGAACUACAUCUCGACAAGCUUUUUUUUUACAGCAGUGUAAUGAAAAACAGUCGCUGAACGCAUCGAGAAAGUUUCAGAAAAACCGACAGAGUCGUACAAAAAUUAUAUUUGCCGGUUACGAUCAUUAUUACAGAUGAAAUCAGCUGAGAAAAACGAUGAACAUAUGAGCUCCGCGACCGGAUCGUUCGCUGAAAAUGAACUUUCCACGCAGAAAAAACGCCGGUCCAAAGACAUCACAGAACUAAAGGCUGAAGCUGAAGGCUUGAAAGAAUCCUUGUCGAGCCUUACGACGGAAGAUGAAAAAUCACAAAAGAAGGAAAGGGCGGCAUAUUUUGAUGACCUGUUCCAGUUUUUAGGGACGACGAAUGUUAAAAUGGACAGGAAAGUGUUAGAGCACAUUAUGGAACUUUUAAAACUGGAUGUACACCCAGACAAUAUUGUAGAAUUGCUAACAACAGUGAUGGCGAUGGGGAAUGAAGAGGUUAUUUUCAUUUGAGGGUAAACACUGAGAAAAACAGUGGACCUUGUCUUUGUCGGGAUCACGAAUGCCUCCCAGAUGUUUGUUUUAAAUUUAAUUAACGAGGAAUAAUUAUUUUUAUUGUUUUAUUCAACUGCAAGACGUGUUUUUUAACGUUCUUUUCUGUAUUUUUGUGCGUAAGUACUUACUCGUGUAUAAUUUUUUCAUAUGCAAUAAUUUCAUAAUCCGGUUUUUAAUUUUCUUUUGGUUUUUAAUCGCAGUAGAAUAGGCUGGUACAAUGUGUACCUUAACAAAACUUAAAUAAACAGUGGGACACCUGUCUGGAGUGGUAGGAAAACGAAUGUUUCAUUGUGUGGUGUCAUUUGUUUAUCAUUUUUUAAAUUUUGAUUUUAAU